Messenger RNA from Dendrobium catenatum, 4463 nucleotides. RefSeq lists its product as uncharacterized. NCBI's taxonomy places the organism in Eukaryota, Viridiplantae, Streptophyta, Magnoliopsida, Asparagales, Orchidaceae. The record is from RefSeq and is a predicted model, not a curated record. Gene Ontology annotation, biological process: chromatin remodeling. Gene Ontology annotation, cellular component: cytoplasm. The coding region runs from base 235 to 4266 and encodes 1343 amino acids. The transcript has 17 exons.
CAUGACAAUUUGUUCUAAACUACGAGACUCGAGAGUCGUCCACAACGUUACCCGACCAGCGGAUUCCCUCGCUCCGGCGUCGGGAGCAAUCCACUCGCCUUACUUCUCGCGUCGCACGGCGGACAGUUUGGCUGUUGCUUCGCCGUCGACUGUGGGCACGCCGUUUCAUUCUUUUUCCUCCCGUUUAUAUCUGGUUUAGCUUUUGCCAUCUUCCUUGCGUAACGAACAAUCAGAAUGGGAGAACUCGAGGGCAAGCGCGGAACCUCCUCGAGUGAAAAUCGACAGCGCAUCUUCUCACGCCUCAAACCUUACUGCAUAGAGCUCCUUGAACUCACUCGAAACCCUAGGAAGAACUCGUCCUUCCUCGCCGAGAUGGCCGACUUCCUUCGCCGCUCUCCCGCGGCCGGUCUGCAGCCUUGCCUCGAUUAUACUCUGUUCCCUCUCCUGCUUCUGCUGGACGCGGCCGUUCAGUGCAGGUCUGGAAAGAAAGCCAAUUCAAUUGGCGGUGGUGGUCAAGUGAUUAGUGAUUCUGUGGCUGAAGACACGUUGAGAUGCCUCGAGGUGCUUCUAACGAAGUGCCAUUUAGGGUCUGUGAAUCAGAUGGUUAUGGUGCUAAAAAAAUUAACUUCUGGGGCUUUGCUUUCAUCAUCUGAGGCAUGUGAAGAAUUUCGUGAAGGAAUAAUUAAAUGCAUAAAAGCUAUGCUUCUCAGGCUACAGCCUUGCUCCUUUGGAUCUUGCUCUUGCAAGGAAAUUUUUAUUUUUCCCUUGCUGGUCGCCACAUUGGAACACUGUUUACCUAAGUCAUCUUAUUACGAAGAACCAGAAGAAUGCUUGCUAUCAUUUCUUCAAUCUAAGGAUGCUUCUGCUGCUGUAGGCCACUGGCUAUCAUUACUACUCCAGGCUGCUGAGGAAGAAGCUGCUAGAGGGCAUCGUGGAAGUGCAACUCUUCGGAAAGAGGCUUUUCUUACCCUUCGUGUGCUUGUUGCAAAGGUUGGAACUGCUGAUGCACUUGGUUUUUUUCUUCCGGGUAUGGUUAGUCGCUUCACAAAAUCUUUGCUUGUGACGAAGAAUAUGAUAAGUGGAGCUGCAGGAAAUGCUGGGAGCAUUGAACAUGCAAUUCUUGGGUUAUCUGAGUUCUUGAUAGUAGUUUUAAGGGAUGAUGUAAAUCUUAGUGGAUUGCAGAUGUCCGCCAGCGAGAUUACAUGCAGUUAUCAGAACAAGAAUGAAUCAACCCAAACAGUCCUAGAUGCGAUCCGUCAAUUGCCUGCCAAUCUUCAUUAUCAAUCUGAAAAUUCCAUGAGUCAAUCAAUACAGACUCCAAAAAAAGAUGAGAGUAAGGUGAAAAUUCCUGAUACUUUUUCUGGAGCAAGGUCAUUGUAUGUGCAACGGACAAAGGAUUGGGUAGAUCAAACUUCUACUCAUGUUGAUAAGUUAUUGUCUGCCACCUUUCCGCAUCUUUGUGUUCACCCUGCUGAGAAGGUUAGGAAAGCACUUGUUGAUGGUACAAUGGGCCUAUUGUCAAACUGCACUUUUACUCUGCGGAGGAGUAGAUUAAUGCUUUUAGAGUGUUUGUGUGUUCUUGUUUGUGAUGAUUCGGAUGUUGUGUCUAGUGCGGCCGAAGAUUCCCUCAAUUCUCUCUUCAUUUCUGGCAAGAAAAUUUUAAGAGAAAUUGACUUUUCUGAAUUAUUUACGAGCUUAUUAGAAAGACUUCCAAAAAUGGUUCUAAGAAGUGAAGAAGUAGCUGCACUCUCACAUGCACGGAGAUUGCUUGCAUUAAUGUAUUAUGCAGGCCCAGAGCUUGUAGUUGACCACAUUUUCUGCUCACCUAUGAAGGCAGCUCGUUUCCUGGAUUUUUUUAUGCUUUCUUUUGGACACAAUUCACAGUUCGGUGGCUCCAUUGAUAGGCUAAUUUCAUCUAAACCACUCUCAGUUGGUUACCUACUCUCAGUUGCUGAGCUGAAGGCUAGCUCUCUUUCUAGAGAUGCAAGCUAUGUUAUUAAUGGUGAUGUUUUGCCACUUGUCUCUGAGUUGUCCAUGGGAAGUCUUUCAGAGAACAUGCCCAGUGAGUAUGAGUUUCCUCGCAUGCCUCCUUGGUUCUUAAAUGUUGGGAGUCAGAAAUUGUACCUGGCUCUUGCCGGAAUUCUUAGACUCGCUGGUCUAUCAGUAAUGACAGGGAACCGAAGCGACAUUUCUUUGUUGGGCCUCAUUGAUAAUCUUUUGGAACAUGUGAGAAAACUCAUUUCUGAAGUCAGAAUGAAAGGAUAUAACAAAGAGGGUUGGCAAUCUUGGUAUUCCCAAUGCAGUUCAGGACAGCUUCUCCGCCAAACAAGUACUGCAGUUUGUGUGUUAAAUGAAAUAAUAUAUGGAUUGGCCGAUCAUUCAGUUAGUUCAUGUUUGAAAUUAUUUAAAACUGAGAAAACUGUUGAAGAAGCACUGAGAAAGGAAUUUGUUUGUGAUAGACUUUCUACUUCCAGAUGGUCAUCCUGGAAAGUUCAUCAAGGGAAGGAUGCCAGAGAACACAUAAUUCAUUGUGUUGGGAGUAUUCUGCAUGAGUAUACGUCAUCUGAAGUAUGGGAACUCCCUACAGAUCCAACUUCUUCUCAGCUAGAACAUGACUCAGAAACAAAUUUGUCUUUGUAUGUUUUCAGGGAUUCUAGAAUGCUCCACCAGGUAAUCAUUGAAGGAAUAGGCAUCUUUAGUAAGGUUAUUGGGAAAGAUUUUAUAAGCAGUGGUUUCAUGCACUCAACCUUGUAUUUAUUGCUUAAAAAUCUUAUUUGCUCCAAUGUCCUGAUCAGAAGUGUAUCCGAUGCUGCAUUGCAUGUUCUUUCGGCUAGUACUGGCUAUUCUACUGUAGGGCAUUUAGUUGUAGCAAAUGCAGAUUAUAUUAUUGACUCCUUGUGUCGACAAUUACGUCAUUUGGAUCUCAACCCUCAUGUUCCUAAUGUGCUAGCUGCAAUGCUCUCCUAUGUUGGAGCUGCUGAUGAAAUUUUACCACUAUUAGAGGAGCCGAUGCGAGCUGUUUCAUUAGAGUUGGAGAUCCUUGGUAGACAUCAGCAUCCCCAUCUAACUGUUCCAUUUUUAAAGGCAGUGAAUGAGAUUUCAAAGGCUUCAAGAUUUGAGUCUUGUAGGUUGCCUGGUGUAGCUGAAUCAUUUAAUGCACAUGUCAUGGUGAAUGUUUCUUCUGCUCAAGAUAUGGUAGAAAAUACUUCGAUGUCUAUGCCAGAAAAUGGUAAUUUCAUGGGCAUUCAGCUUCAGUUAGAACACUUAGAAGAACUACUAUUCAAGCUGAAUGAUAUGAGAAGAUAUCGAAGGACAAUUGGAUCUCUUGCAUCCUCAUGCUUAAAAGCCGCAACUCCUUUGGUUUCUUCACAGGAGGAAUCAACUUGUCUGGCUGCCCUCAACAUUUUGGAGGAUACUACUAUGUGUCUUGCAAAGGUUGAGGAAGCUUACAGGCAUGAGAAAAAAAGCAAAUCUACAAUAGGGAGAGCUAUUCAGUUAUGUUCUUUCAAUGAACUUGAAGAUGAGAUUGAUGCCGAAGAUGAAGAUGUUGAUGAAAACAGAUUGCUACCUGCAAUGAACAAAAUCUGGCCUUAUCUGAUUAUCUGCCUGAAGAAUAGAAUUUCAGUGGCAGUCAUCAGAAGAUGUGCAGGUGUACUGACCAAAACGGUCCAGAUAGCUGGUGGAGAUUUCUUUGCUCGCCGAUUCCAUACCGAUGGACCUAUCAUCUGGAAACUGUUAAACUCAUCUCCUUUUCAAAGAAGACCUUCGCCAUCGAAGAAUUCUCAGCCAUUACUCCUCCCAUAUCGAAGCAGCUCUCUGACAUCCGAACAUCCAAUGGCUGAGACUUCCACCAUGAAAAUUCAGUCGGCGAUCUUAAACAUGAUUGCCGAAAUUGCUUCAAAUAAAAGGAGUGCUCCAGCAUUACAAACAGUAUUUAAUAAGGUGAGUGGUUUGGUUGUGGGAAUUGCCUGUAGCAAUGUAACAGGUCUGAGAGAUGAAUCCAUAAAGGCACUUUCAGGACUUGCCAGUAUUAAUCCUGACCCAAUUUGGCUUUUAAUGGCUGAUGUUUACUACUCACUUAUGGAUAAGGACCUGCCCCAACCACCAAGUCCAGAUUUGGCCAAUAUUCGGCAGCUUCUGCCUCCUCCAUUGUCUUCGAAGGAGUAUCUGUAUGUGCAGUAUGGUGGAGAGACUUUUGGUUUUGAUGUUGAUCCCAUUUCUGUGGAGAGAGUAUUUCAGAAGUUGAGUUCUGAAGUUUUUAACUGAAAUUGUACAGUGUAUAUAUGUGAUGUAUCCCAAUCAGGCUGUUUAUGUGAGUCCAAUGCUUGUAUGUACAAACAAGGUGGCUGACACUUGGAUCUGUAAUUCAAUAUGUUAAAAUAUUGAGAGAGAGAGAGAGAGAGAGAGAGAGAGAGAGAGAGAUGUAUAAAAAGAGGGUUUAAUGGUAUUUAACAUAAGUGAUA